This is a messenger RNA of Eurytemora carolleeae, 1630 nucleotides long. RefSeq names its product GATA zinc finger domain-containing protein 10. The coding region runs from base 1 to 1518 and encodes 505 amino acids. Lineage: Eukaryota; Metazoa; Arthropoda; Copepoda; Calanoida; Temoridae. The transcript is spliced from 4 exons. The record is from RefSeq and is a predicted model, not a curated record.
AUGACAAGACAUAGAGAUCAGAGAUCUUUGGGACCCAAGGUAACCUUCAGAGACAUAGAGAUCAGAGAUCUUUGGGACCCAAGAGAAAAGUUUCUGAGUGAGGAAACAGUUAGAUCAAGCCUCUCGAUUGGAUCCAACUCUAAGCCUUUAAUCCAAACAGACCUGCUCCCUUUCGCUUCACAAUCCAUAGAAGCAGCUUCACAAUCUAAAAAGGAAUUGUCACCACGUGGUUUGCCGGAAGAUUUGGCUCGACCAAUCAUAGAGAAGAACGGUUUUGUUCAGCCAAUCACAGAGCAGAAUGCAUUGUCAUUGAAUAACAGUCAAUCAAUCAAUCAAUCUUCCAGCGAAGAAAAAGACAAUUUCAUGGAGCCAGAAAGAGUUGAUGGGGAGGUAGUGGAGAAUGAAGAGGUUAAAAAUGAAGCCGAGCAUAAUGAGAAGAUCGAUGGGUUGGAAGGGGUGAAGGUGGAGCACUCCACUGACAUUAAUGAUCGCAAGAAGAUCGUCAUUAUUGUGAUUGUUUCAAGUUCUGGAAUCCUUUCCCUCAUUCUCAUCUCAUUCUGCUAUAUUAGAAAGGUUCAAGAUUCAAAAUUUGGAUGUUUUGUGGUCCGCCAAUCAGAGGAGAGUAGGAAGUCGGACAGUCAAUCAGAACACAGAUCUGAAUCCUCCCCCAGCCAAUCAGAAACAAGAACUGUGUCUACUUCCUCAUCCAACCUAUCCCUGCCCUUAAACACCAACAGCAAUUACCCUGUAAACAACAACAAUAACAACGAUGUUGCGUAUAAUGGUUCAGCAUCUCAAUACGAUCUGAUUGUUUCAAUCAAUCAAUCAAUGCACAGAGUGGGUACAAAUGAAAAUAUAUACCAGGUUGAUCCUAAUCCUAUACCAUGGAGACACAGCAAUCAUUUCUACCACCAGAAUCAACUUAAUCCUGCUCCAUGUUUGCAGCAAACCCUGGGCAACCAUCAAACUCAAUUUUAUCCUCAGAGCCAGCCUUAUCUUCAAUAUCAUCAAAUUCAGAAUCAUCAAGCUCAAAAUCAUAAUUCUAGUGAAGUUUACCACCCACCCAAUGGGCAGUUGGAGCUUUGGAUUGCACAGCAAUCACAUAUUUCAAGUCAAUCACAACUAGUGAUUCCAGACCAAUUUCAGCUUCCAAGUCAAUCACAGCUAGGGAUUCCAAAUCAACCACAUAGUCGAGGUAAAUCACACCUAGGGAUUCCAAACCAAUCACAUAUUCCAAGUCAAUCACAGAUCAGAGGACCUCAUUUACAGUGUCUGGAAACUGAUUUUAAUAUUUCUAACCAAUUAAAUUACAAUAUUCUCUAUCAUUCAGACUUUGAUAAUCAUAACCAAUCACAUUACCAGAGUCCUGACCAAUCCCAGCUCUUCAGUCAAACCAACUUUAGUCACUACAGCAUUCCAUCCCGUAUUUCUGAACCUGUUUCAAGAGAAGAAAAUACCGAUGCUUCAAGUACAGAUCCAAGAUCAUUAGCAAAGAGAUUUCAACCAAUCCCGAGAUAGUUUUUAGAAUCAUGUAAACUAUUUUUAAAGCAACGACCCCCCCCCCCUGUUUGGACAUUAAGUAUGUGUAUAGAAGACCAAUUAUAAUAAAGAUUAAAGUAGAAGUACUGCA